AUGGCGCAAUUCUUCGACUUCGGCGAAGCAGCUAUGUCCGAUUCGCACCAACAGGCCGGCCAAGAUGCUUCAGCGAUCCAGACAAGCGAAAGUCAACUCCUUGACGCUCUCCUUAAAACCGACAACCCCCAGGCCGAAGAGUUCAACACAGACUUCUCCAGCUGGCUUCCAGGAUACCAGAAGCCUACCAACCCCUGCGAGUACUGUCGAUCCAAGUCACUUGAGUGCUUCAUUUACAAUGCCAACGGUGAUGGGGCACCGGGCUGCUCGCCUUGCAGGAAUCUAUUCAGGCCAUGCAGCUUCUCGAACCCUGAGUUGAUGCCUUACCGAACUCAAAGGACCGCCUUGGAUACCCUAGAUGUUGUGGGUGAAGAUGAUGUUCACCAGAUUGGUGGCCUUACUCGUAGAAAGCAAUUGAGGUCGAAGGGCCACAUUGGACCCAUCGAUGAUGAGAGCGGAGACCUCGGCCCUAAGAAGGGUGCUGCUGCUGCUCGAUUCCCGCGAGCGGCUGUCAAGGUCCUCAAAGACUGGAUGGUCGAACACCGUGAUCGUCCGUAUCCGACUGAAGACGAGAAGGAGGUAUUGGGUCAGCGAACCGGCCUUUCAUUAGGUCAAAUUUCGAACUGGAUGGCGAACACUCGGCGAAGGCAGAAGGCGAGACCAAAGCGAAGCUCGUCACCCAGUAUUCGACCAAACACACAAGCCCUCAAUAUUCCUGCAGGCAGGACUUGGGAGUCUCUGAGUAAGUAUACCCUCACUGAACCUAGUCAACUGCAAGCCUCGACAAUGACUACUGGUCGGUUCUUCAAGUUUCGUGUCAAUGAGCUGCGUCGAAAGAAUCCCUUCGAAAGAUGGAAGCACUCUCCCCCCGAAAACGAACCUGCUCCCCUGACGGCUAUUGCCCAAGCCGUGGAAACCUUUGACCCGCCUGAGAACACUAGUACCAGCAGCAGUUAUCAGCACCUCUCGUCAAACAAAAGUACAGACAGCUUCUCGGUCUUUAGGGCACCUUCCCUGUCGUCCUUGGAGACUGGCUUUACAAACAUGUCAUCUGGGUCUUUUGGCUCUCAUAAUACCGCCCACUCACACGGCUCGAGGCACUCUCUCAGUUCGAUUAACAGCUUGAAAUCGAAAGAGAGGCGCCGGCGCCGGCGCAUCCCGACUCGGGCGCCCAAGGACGCGGAAAAGGAUGUUCCUCGUCUCUUCCAAUGCACGUUCUGUACCGAUCGGUUCAAGUCCAAGUAUGACUGGUCGCGACACGAGAAGAGCCUCCACUUGUCGCUCGAGAAGUGGAUUUGUGCGCCCUUGGGUGAGAUCGUUGCUGACACUACAUCCGGAAAGAGCAAGUGUGUCUAUUGUGGUGAGCUCGAGCCGACCAAGGACCAUCUCGCAACUCACAACCACUCCUCGUGUGAAGAGAAGGGAUUGGAGUCUCGCACAUUUUACCGAAAGGACCACCUGCGGCAGCAUCUGCGACUGAUGCACGAUGUUAAGAUGACACCAGCUAUGGACUCAUGGAAGUCUGAGGCACAGUACAUCAAAUCUAGGUGCGGCUUCUGCGCUAUGGGGUUCGACAAGUGGCAAGACCGAGUCGAUCACCUGUCGAAGGAGUUCCGCAGCGGCGCUGACAUGAAGGACUGGAAGGGCUGUCGUGGUUUUGACGCUUCAGUGGCUAUCCACGUCACCAAUGCCAUGCCUCCGUACCUCAUUGCGAACGAGAGCAAGUCUCCAUUCCCAUUCUCGGCGACCGACAACAACAGUUGCAAUAACAUGACAGUUCUGCUCGAAAGCCAAGACUUGGAGUACCUGCUGCCCAAUACAACGAACCUAUCAGAUACCUACCAGGGUGGUGGUCAGAACGCAGACCCUAUCGUACGUCGGAACACUACGACUCAGAACUAUUCGUCUUCCAAGUCGCCAGAUGGCCAUCCUCGUGCUACUUGCUGGGAAUUUCUGACACUGCGCCUGGGCCGAUUCGCUCGUCAAUACAUCGAGAAGUACGGAGCACGGACAAUCAGCGACGAGAUGCUACAAAAAGAGGCUAGAAUCAUUCUAUAUGGCGAGCCAGAUGACCCGUGGCACCAGACAGCAGCCGAUAACCCAGAGUGGCUGAGUUUGUUCAAGAAAGCCCAUGGCAUCGACCACAGCAUCCAAGUUCCAGGCAUCCACUCAGAGCACGAGAUCUACGAAGAUCUUGGUCUCAACACCGCCGCUCAAUUCGACCCCAGCUUCAAUGUCAACAACGUACACGCGUUCAAUGUCCUGAAACUUUCAGUUGACGAUCCCACCCGUGCGGCACAUUUCGAAUGUUCCCUCUCCGGCACAACAGCUAUGUACGAGCUCGCGCGCCACAUUUCCUCCACACAAUCACUCAGCAAUCCCGGCCUGACUGUAUCCACAUCUGCCUCUCCUACGACUACCGCUUCCCGCCGUGCCUCUGCGAUGGCUAUGGCGCCCAUCACCGAGCUGAUCUGCACAACGACUGAUCUGGACAUGAGCAAGGCCAUGGACAACUUCCACCUGCCCAGCUGGGACCAGCUACCGUCCGAGUUCCAGGACCCGGCCGCGAGCUCCGCCUUCGAGUCCACAAUCCCGCUGGACGCGACCACGAGCGCGAUGGGUGUCGCUUCGAGUCUUGCGUUGGCGCCGACUAUGACAUGGGAUGACCAUGAGCUUAGCUUCGAUAUGGAUAUGGAUUUGGAUUUUGCAACGGAGUUGGCCAACGCGGGGAUGUCGUGA
Messenger RNA from Didymella exigua CBS 183.55, 2739 nucleotides. RefSeq lists its product as uncharacterized. Gene Ontology annotation, biological process: regulation of DNA-templated transcription. Gene Ontology annotation, molecular function: DNA binding. NCBI's taxonomy places the organism in Eukaryota, Fungi, Ascomycota, Dothideomycetes, Pleosporales, Didymellaceae. The transcript has 5 exons. Bases 1 to 2739 code for a protein of 912 amino acids. The record is from RefSeq and is a predicted model, not a curated record.